AGUCAAUAUGUAGUCUGUACAUAUGUUGUCAUAACUGGGGAAUUCAAGUUCUCGGUGUUUCGAAUUAUUAAAUAAAACAAAAACUGUGUGGAAACUAUUUUAGGAAUAAAUUCGUGUGAUUAAAUGAAAUAAAAUAAACCUACAUUAAAAACAUGGUUGAUUACAGUAAGUGGAAGGAUAUUGAGAUUUCCGACGAUGAAGAUGAAACGCAUCCAAACAUCGAUACUCCGUCAUUAUUUCGAUGGCGUCAUCAAGCGAGAGUAGAGAGAAUGGAAGAACGGAAGCGCGAAAAACAAGAACACGAACAACGUAAAGCGGAGAACUUAAGAAAAAUCAAUGAGACAAAGAAAAAGAUAGCCGAGGCUGCACCUAACAGCAGUGAUGUAGAAUCCUUAAAAAAGGCCCUUGUUGAGCUUGAAAAAGAAGAAAAAGCAAUCCUAAAUAAGGAAGAUGAACUAAAAAAGAAAGAGAAAACAACUCCAUGGAAUGUGGAUACCAUAAGUGAACCAGGCUUUACUAAAACAGUAAUUAAUACUAAAGCAACACGGUCCAAGGAAGAAAACUUGACAGAAGAAGAAAAAGAAGCUAGAAUGAAAAAGUUCAUUGAUGAAAAUGAAAAACUUUUGAAGAAGUUUGGUAUGUUGAGAAAGUAUGAUGAUUCAAAACAAUUUCUGCAACAGCAUAGUCAGUUAGUUUGUGAAGAAACAGCAAACUAUCUUGUCAUAUGGUGUAUCAAUUUGGAAAUGGAAGAGAAACAUGACCUAAUGGCACAUGUAGCACAUCAGACCAUAUGCAUGCAAUACAUCCUGGAGCUUUCUAAGCAGUUGGAUGUUGACCCUCGGGGCUGCGUGGGAUCCUUCUUUACAAGAAUCCAAGUAGCUGAAAAAACGUAUAAAGAUACAUUUGAUGACGAGUGUGAACAGUUCAAAGCAAGAAUCAAGAAACGUGCUGCUGAAAAGAUCCAGGAGGCUAUUCGUGAGCAAGAGGAAGAAGAAAGAAAAGCUCGACUGGGCCCAGGUGGACUUGAUCCAGUUGAAGUGUAUGAGGAGUUACCUGAUGAAUUAAAAAAAUGUUUUGAUGCUCAAGAUAUACCCAUGCUUCAAGCGACCAUAGCUAAGAUGCCAGAGCAAGAAGCUGUUUACUAUAUGAAGAGAUGUGUAGAUGCAGGUCUGUGGGUGCCUGGAAAGAAUGAUGAAGUCCCAACUAUGAAAGAUAAUGAGGCUGAAAAAACAGAUAAGAAUGAAAAAGAACCAAUAUACUCUACAACAGAUGAUGUAGAUUAAGCUUUUUUGUUCACUUUUGCUUAAGUGUAACAUUUUUUUAAUAUAAAAACUGUUUAAAUCUAUUAGUGGAUUGGACUGUGAAAUCUGAAUGAAAUUUAUGUUUAUAUACUAGUAUUAAGUUUUGGCUGCACAUCUUUGACUGCUCUACUACAGCUGCACUGUUUAGACCUUAAAACCAAAUUUUUAUCUUUAAGCAGCUAUAGUAUUUCAACAUACACCACAUAAGUUAGGAAGUUAAAUUUAAUGAAACCCAUAAGGGUAACAUUGUUCUGUAAUUGCACUAUAUGCCAAUAUAAAGGUAAUGAGACCUACCUACCAGAUAUUUGAUUUUGAUACACUUCCAUUGGCACCAAUAACUGUUGCUAGUAUUGAUUCAGAAUUAAUUAAAGAGAUAAAUUGUACACAACUGAAUUUAAAACAAAACUCGCACUUUGUUUAAAUAUUCAUUUUUGUAACAUUGUCCAUGUUACACGUAAGUUUUGCCAUUUUAGGUCUUAGUAAAGUUUAAAACAAAUGUUAUUUAAAAUGUCUGGUACACUUUUUGUAGGAUUUUUUCAAGUCAUAUAUUAUUGAAUGUUCUAGUUGGUUAAUUUCACCAGUACUUCCAAUAAAUAGACUGAUGUCUCGAUAAAAACACCAACAUAAAGCAAUGUUAAAAUAAUUCUAAUACAAAUUAGCCUUGAAUAAAACGCUUGUAGUGUGUAAAUUCUUAUUGUGUAAAAUAGUCAAGUUCGCAUUUUUAAUAAAGUUAUUCCUAUUAAA
Messenger RNA from Pieris brassicae (large cabbage white), 2045 nucleotides. RefSeq names its product hsp90 co-chaperone Cdc37 (gene Cdc37). Gene Ontology annotation, biological process: protein stabilization; protein folding. Gene Ontology annotation, molecular function: heat shock protein binding; protein-folding chaperone binding; protein kinase binding. The transcript has 5 exons. NCBI's taxonomy places the organism in Eukaryota, Metazoa, Arthropoda, Insecta, Lepidoptera, Pieridae. The record is from RefSeq and is a predicted model, not a curated record. The coding region runs from base 153 to 1283 and encodes 376 amino acids. Gene Ontology annotation, cellular component: cytoplasm.